Exaiptasia diaphana is the source of this 2982-nucleotide messenger RNA. Its product is annotated as E3 ubiquitin-protein ligase RBBP6. The transcript has 16 exons. Lineage: Eukaryota; Metazoa; Cnidaria; Anthozoa; Actiniaria; Aiptasiidae. Gene Ontology annotation, biological process: ubiquitin-dependent protein catabolic process; protein ubiquitination; mRNA processing. Bases 310 to 2886 code for a protein of 858 amino acids. Gene Ontology annotation, molecular function: nucleic acid binding; ubiquitin protein ligase activity; zinc ion binding. The record is from RefSeq and is a predicted model, not a curated record. Gene Ontology annotation, cellular component: nucleus.
UUGCAUGAACUCUCCUACAUGAUUUUUGUCGUUUGCCUAAAAGUACAGAUUUUAUCAUCAAUGUUUUCGUAUUUUUGGUCUUAUUCCUUACUAUGAUCGUUGAAGAAUGUUGAAAGAAGUACAUAGUUCUCACACCUUUCAAUAGGUUUCUUUAGGUUUUAGUUUUCUUUGAAAAAAUUUCAAGCUUUUGUCACUCAAAGCACAUGGCGGACUCCAUCUCACCGUUAUGACGCCAUGACCAGUAGUCAUUUUUCUCUGCAUUUAUUAGUAGUUCGCUUUCUUUGAUUCGAAGGAUAUAGGUACAACAGCAUGUCGUGUAUACAUUACAAGUUUCGGAGUAGUUUGGAGUAUGAUACCAUCACGUUUGAUGGGCUCGCUAUUUCUCUGGGUGACCUCAAGAAGUCUAUCAUGGCGCAAAAGAAAAUUGCGAAGGUCACCGAUUUCGAUUUGGAAGUAACUAAUGCACAGACGAAAGAAGAAUACAAGGACGAGAGUACUCAAAUACCCAAGAAUUCGUCGGUGGUGGUGCGAAGAAUUCCUACAGGAAGUCGAAGUAAAGCACAACUCGCAGUGGAUAGGGGAGAUACAUAUGCCAGCGGAUUACCCAAAACAAAAUCUGAAGAACUCACCAGCACUAUAUCAGCCAAACAGACCAAGAUUAUUGAUCUGGUUAACUCUGAUGCUUCGGAAGAAGACAAAUUGAAGGUGAUGAUGUCUCAAGCAGGAGAAGGGUAUCAACCUAACCAAUAUGUGAAGGGGCGUGGCAGAGGAUAUAAUCCAUCAGGACCUCUUCCACCUAAUUAUGUAUGCUAUAGAUGUGGUAAACCAGGUCACUUUAUAAGAAACUGCCCUACCAAUGGGGUUAAACGUACAAUUGGAAUUCCAAGAAAGUUUGGUGAAGAAACUGCAGUAGAAACAACAGAUGAAUCAAUAAUUAAAAAAGACCCAGUUAAAAAGCUUGUCCCAGUUCAAGACACUACUGCUGUCAAAGACCGCAAAGUUCCAUCGGAACUAAAGUGUCCAAUGUGUUCAAAUCUUUUACACGAUGCCGUCUUAAUUCCAUGUUGUGGUACUAGUUACUGUGAUGAAUGUAUCCGAACAUACUUGCUUGAGAAUGACCAAGAAUGCCCUACUUGUGGAGCAGAAGAUGUUUCUCCAGACUCAUUAAUAAUUAACAAACAAUUGAGACAGGCUGUGAAUAACUUCCGCAAUGCAAGACCUGCUAGUCCUUUUGUCAAUAGUUCAACUGAUAAAUCAACCUCAGAUAAAUCUGCAACAAGUACUGUUGAUAGUCCAGCUCAAAAUAAUGAUAAAUCAAUAUCUAGUCCAUCUCUCAGUGUUGUAUUACCUGAUGUUAGAUCACCAGAUACCAGUGAAAAAGAGAAGUCAGAGGAAAAAGUCACAAGUACAACGUCAGAGAUUCCCAGUAAAGACACACCUGAGUUGAAAAAAGAAGAGUUAAAGAAAGAGGCAUUAUCUCCUGUGGUUGUAAAAGAGGAGGUGAAUUCUCCAAGACCAGACCAAUCAAGUGAUUCAGAAGACAGACGUGGCAGCAAUAUAAAACACCAGCCAGCUGCUACUGGGGGUAACAGACCUGAACCGUCAGGCUAUGGACAGCACCCUAUGCAUAGAGGACCUGGAAUGAUCCAUCCAAUGGUAGGAGAACCUGUUAUACCAAGAAGUAUUGCACCAGAAGGAGCUAUUGUAGUACCUCCAAUAAGAACAGCCCGCCCAGUAUUACAUGCCGCACCUUUGAUACAGCAACCAGGUUUUAUAGCUGCCACAUCAAUGGGUAUACAUCCAGUGGUUACAGGUCAUUCAAGUAUGGUCCAUCCUACUCUACAACCUCAUUUACUAGGAUCUCAAUUCCCAUUUGCCAUGAAACGACCACACCCAUUUGAUGAUGGAGGUCCUCCUAUGAGCGAAGAAGAGUUCUAUCGCUACCAGAAAAAGAUGAAAAUAAGAAAUAAACGAAAGCACAGAGACAAAGAAAGAUUGAGAGAAAGAGGGUCCAGGGAGAGGUCUAGAGAAAGGCAAACAAACAAAAGUCAUCCUGCUAAUUUUGAUGAUGAACUAUCGCAGUAUCGUGCUUUACAAAGACAUCGUCAUGGGAACUACAGAUCAAGGUCACAUUCAAGAUCAAGAUCUGUAUCCAGAUCAUUAUCCAGAUCACUCUCGCAGUCUUCACAUACCAUGUCCAAGUCUCCAACCCCUGAGGAUUGGGAUAGAUCACGAACACCCUCACCCUCCUCACAGGUCUUGUCUGACUCUAAAAACCCUGAAGGUGAUGGUGAGAAAAAACAUAAAAGAAAGAAGCGUAAAAAGCAUCAUAAAAACAAGCAUUCAAAGAAACGCAAGUCUGAACACAAUGCAGAAGAAGAAUCAAUAAAAGAGAAUACUACAACUACUGUGAAAAGUGAGAAGAAAUCUAAGUCCAAGAAAAGGUCAAAGGAAAAAUCACAGAAAAAAGAAAAAAUGGACACUAAAAAUACUCCUGAUUCAAAGGGAAAUACAAUUGAAAGCCAGGAAAAAGAGAUUGCAAAUGAUCCAACUGAUAAACAAAGUGAUAUUCCUAAAGUGGAAAAUGAUACAAAGCAAUCAAAAGAAUCCAUACAAACUGAAGAUAAAGGAAAUGAACAAAAUGGCACAGAACCUGAACCAAAAGAAGUCAAGAAGACCAAGAAAAAGUCAGAUGAGAGCAAAGAAAAAUCCAAACACAAAUCUAAAGAAAAAUCAGGUGAAAAGAAGCACAAGAAAAAGAAACACAAGAGGAAACAUAAAAAACAUAAGAAAGAGAAAGAUAAAUCACAAAGCACUGAAGAGAAGAGUGAGUCUACUGAAGAAACUCAAGAUUCUGAAGGAGAAAAUGGACAACAGCAUGAGUGAAUCCUUUUACAAUACAAUGUAUUAAUCAAGAACACAACUUCAUUCAAAAGUUAAAUAUUUUUGCUAUACACUGUAAUAAAAAAUCUUGUAUAUAGA